This is a messenger RNA of Xenia sp. Carnegie-2017, 1269 nucleotides long. Its product is annotated as cytosolic iron-sulfur assembly component 2A-like. Bases 72 to 515 code for a protein of 147 amino acids. The transcript has 6 exons. NCBI's taxonomy places the organism in Eukaryota, Metazoa, Cnidaria, Anthozoa, Malacalcyonacea, Xeniidae. The record is from RefSeq and is a predicted model, not a curated record.
CUAAUAUAUAUAAUUUUAAUGACACUAAUUUGUAAACGAUAUUCACAAUCCUUAUCAAUUGAACUAUUUGGAUGGAUUCUCAAGAAAGAGAGCCUAAAAUCUUAUCUGAUUUACACAAGUCAGACUUGGACGAAGAGAAAAUAUUAGAAGUAUUUGAUCUGUUAAGGGAUAUUCGAGAUCCUGAAAAAGAUCAAACUUUGGGAGAACUUGAUGUCAUUGCUGAAAGCAUGAUACAUGUUCAAAAGAGUGGUUAUGACGAGUAUUUAGUCAAGGUUAACUUUACUCCAACUGUCCCUCAUUGCUCUUUGGCAACCCUCAUUGGAUUGUGUGUUCAAGCGAAAUUAAAAGAAGCGUUAACGUGGAAAUACAAGUUGGAUAUUGAACUGACGAAAGGAACGCACAACAGCGAGCUGGAAAUAAACAAACAGAUCAACGACAAGGAAAGAGUUGCAGCCGCAAUGGAAAAUCCUAAUCUGAAAAAAAUUGUCUUGGAUUGUGUGAAAGAACCCGAUUAGUAUACUUCGAUCGAGUCACCUUUGCUUAAACCAAGCAAAUCGUUGAAAAUUGUUUGAUCAAUCACAAUAGACAAGUUGACGAAAGAAAAGUCGUACAAUUGCGCUUAUACAUAAGCAUUUCGCUUGUAAUUGUUAACAUAAUCGUGCAUUUUAGUGAAAAUUGAAAAUGUAAUAUAAUCACAUUUAAAAUAUUGCUCGCUCAACUUUACCUGUCUCAAAGCCUUAUAUUGAAAUCAGCAGCGGAUCCAUGGUAUAAAAGAUUAUAUUAAUGGACGUAUAUUUCCAAUAAUUUAGCGCAAAUUCUAUUUGCUUAACUAGCAGCGUUGUGAAAAAGUCUUUAAAUUUAUUUCACCAUCUUUAUAGAUCUGCCACUUAUAAAGGAAAGGUAAAUAGAAAACGCCGCUUUUGUUGACAUAAAACAUGAUUGCUCAUAUUUGCACGCUUUCCGAAUACCAACCAGCAUACUCUUAGAGAACCAAUCACGAAAACUUUCAGCAAUAAUCAGGCUGAUGUGACUGGGAAUAAGGUUAGGUUUCACGUGAGGCAUGCUGGUGAAUGAGUAAACAAUUUCCAUCGCAAGUAAUUUUGAGUUUAAGACAAUGUUUUUUUUAGUUCUCCGUAUUGCCAUUUGUCUGCUUUAUACUUUUAAUCAAGUCCAAAUGUAAUGCAGUUUAUUCCUUUAUUACUAAUGUGGACAUCAAAUGUCCACGCACAAUGUUGUAGUUUUAUUGAACUAAAUACUUCUGUAAAAAUA